This is a messenger RNA of Knipowitschia caucasica, 3348 nucleotides long. The record is from the annotation of a GenBank genome assembly. Lineage: Eukaryota; Metazoa; Chordata; Actinopteri; Gobiiformes; Gobiidae.
AUGGGUGGAGGGGUUGGGUAUGGUAUUUGGUUUGGGGGUGAGGGGGGGGGGUGUGGGGGGUGGUUGGGGAUUGUGAGGGGGGGGUUGGGGAGGUUGGGGGGUUGUGGGAUAGGUAGGGAUAGGGGGAUGUGGGGGGGAUGGGUUUUGUUGUUUUUUUGUGGGUUGGGGUGGUGGGGUGGGUGUGGGGGUUGUGGGUAUGUGGGGGGGGGGGGGGGUUUGGGGUUGUUGAGUGGGUUGUUGUGGGGGGGGUGUAUGUUGGGUGUGGUUUGGGGGGGGGGGGGGUUGGGGGGGGGUAUUGGGGUGGGGGUGGUGGGGGGUGGGGUGUUUUGGUGGGGUGGUAGGUGGGGGGUGGUUGUUGGGUGUUGUUGGGGUUUGGGUGGUAGGGGGGGGGGGGGGUGGGGGGGUGGUGUGGGGUGGUGUGUUGGGUGGGGGGAUGGGGGGUGGGGUGUGGGGGGGGGUGGGGGGGUUGUGGUGGUUUGUGUGGUUAGUGGGGGGGGUGGUGGGGGUUUUGUGGUGGGGGGGGUGGGAUGGUUGUGUGGGUGUUGGGUUGUGGGGGGUGGGGUUUGGGUAGUGUGUUUUGGGUGGGGUUGUGUUUUGUUGGGGUUGGGGUUUGGGGUGGGGGGGGGGGGUUUUUGGGUGGUUUGUGUUGUUGUGGGGGGGGGGGUGGGGGGGGGGGGGGGGGGUGUGGGUUGGGUGGGGGUGUGGGGGUGGGUGGUGGGUGGUAGGGUUUGGUGGUUGGGGGGUGUGGGGGGGGUGGGGUGGGGGUGGGGGGGUGGGGGUGGGUGUGGUGGUUGUGGUGUUUGGGUGGGUGGAGGGUUGGGGUGGUGGGGGUGGGGGGGGGGGGUUGGGUGGGGGGUUGUUGGUUUUGUGGAGGGGUGUGGAGGUGGUUUGUGGGGGGGGUGGGUUGGUGGGGGGUGGGGGGGGGGGGGUGGGGGGGGGGGGGGGGGUGGGGGGUGGUUGGGGUGGGGGGGGGGUUGUGGUGGGGUUGGUGGGGGGGGGAUUGGUGGGGGGGGGGGGGGUGGGGGUGUGGGGGGGGGUUGGGGUGGGGGGGGGUGGGGGGGGGGGGGGGGUUGGGGGUUGGGAGGGGGGGGGGUGGGUGGGGGGGGUGGGGGGUGUUGGGUGGGGGGUGGGGGGGGGGGGGGGGGGGGUGGUGGGUGUUGGGUGGUGUUGGAGUGGUUGGGGUUGGGGGGGGGGGGGGGGGGGUGGGGUGUGGGGGGGGGGGUUGGGGGUUGGGGGUGUGGGGGGGGGGUGGGGUGGGUGGGGUGGGGGUGUGGGUGGUGGGGGUGGGGGGUGGGGGUGGGGUGGGGGUUUGGUGGGGUUGGUUUUUGGGGGGGGGGGGUUGGUGUGGGGGGGGUUUGUUUGUGGGGGGGGGUGUGGGGGGGUUGGUUGGUUGGGGGUGGGGUGGGGGGUUUGGGGGGGGGUGGGGGGGGGGGGGGUGGGGUGUGUUGGGAUAGUGGGUGUUGGGUGUGUGGGUGUGUAUGGGUAUGUGGGUUGGGAUUUGGGGGGGGGGGUUGGGUUUUGUGUGGGGGAUGUUGGGGGGUUUUUGUUUGGGGUGUGAUUGUGGGGGGGGGGGGGGGGGGUGGGGGGGGGGGGGGGGGGGGGGGGUGUGGUGGGUUUUGUGGGGGUUGGGGUUGGUGUUGUGGUGUUUUGGUGGGUGUAUGGUGUUGGUGGUUGGGUGGUUUGGGGGGGGGGGGAUUUGGUAGUUGGAUAGUGGGGGUGGGGGAGUUGUGGGUGGUGGUGGGGGGUGAUUUUUUUGGGGGGGUUGUAUGGGUUUUGUGGGGGGGGAUUUUAGUAUGGGGUUUUGUUUGGGGAGGGUGUGUGGAGGGGAUUUUGGAGUGGGUGUGUUUGGUGUUUGUUGUGUUGGAUGUUUGGGUGGGGGGGUUUGGUAGUAGGUAUGGGUUUGGGAAAGAUGUGGGGUUAAGGGUGACUUUUGAGGAUGUGUUGGGGUAUGGGGGUGGGGAUUGUGAUAUGGAAUGGGGGGUGGAGGUGUGGAUGAAUGGGGGAGGUUGUGGGUUGGAGAAGAAGGGGUUGGUUAAUUUGUGGGAUGGUGGGUGGGGGGGGGGUUUGUUUUUUGGGGGGGGAAGGGUAGUGGGGGGUUUGGGGGGGGGGGUGGGGUUAGGGGUAGGAAGGGGGGGGGGGGGUGAGGGUGGGGGAUGGGGGUGGUGGGGUGGGGUUUAUUGGUUGGUUGUGUUGUGGGAUGGGGGGGGGAUUUGGGGUUGUUUGGGUGGGUGGAGGUUGGAGGUGGUUGUUUGUGGGUGGGGGGGUGGGGGGUUGGUGUGGGUUGGUGGGGGGGGGGGUGGUGUUUGGGGGGGGGGGUGGGUGUUUGUGGGGUGGGGGGGUUUGUGGUUGUGGGGGGUUGGGUGGUUUUGUUUGUGGGUGGGGGUAUUGUGGGGGGGUUGGGGGGGUUUGGAGGUGGGUGUGGGGGGGUGGGGGGGGGGGGGGGGGGGGGGGGGGUGUUGUGGGGGGGGGUGGGGGGGGGGGGUGGGGGGGGGGGGGGUGGGGGGGGGGGGGGGUGGGGGGGGUAGGGGGGGUUUUGUGGUGGGUUGGUGGGGGUGGUGGGGUAGGGGUGUGGUGGUUGGGGGGGGGGGGGGGGGGGGGGGGGGUGGGGGGGGGGGGGGGUGUUGGGGGGGUGGGGGUGUGGGGGGGGGCUGUUGGAUGGGGGGGGGGGGGGGGGUGGUUGUGUGGGGGGGUUGGGGGGUGUGGGGGUGUGGGGGUGGGGGGGGGGGGUGGGUUGGGGAUGGGAUUGGGGGGGGUGGUUUGGGUUGGUUUGGGUGGGUGGGUGGGGGGGGGGGGGGGGGGGAGGUGGUGGGGGGGGGGGUGUGGUUGGGUGUGGGUUGGGGGGGGUGUGGGGGUGUGGUUUGGGGGGGUGUGUGGUGUUUUGAGUUAUUUGAUUGUGGGUUUGGGUUUUGGGUGUGGGGGUUUUUGGGUGGGUUGUUGUGUGGUGUUGGGGGUGGGGGGGGGGGUGGGGGGGGGGGGGGGGGGGGGUUGGGGGUUGGGGGGGGUUUGGGGUGGGUGGGGGGGUUUUGUGGGGGGUUGGGGUGGGUUGUGGGUGGUGGGUUGUUAGGAUGGGGGGGGUGGUUGGGGGGGGUUUUUUUUGGGUUAUGGGGGGGUGGGGAGUGGGGUGGUUGUUGGGUGGGGUUUUUGUUUGUUUGGUGGGGGGUGUGGGGGGGUGGGGGUUGGGGGGUUGGUGGGGGGGGGGGUGUUGGUAGGUGGUGUGGUGGGUGGGGUUGGGGUGGGGUGUGGUUGGGGUGGUUGGGUUGUGUUGUGGGUGUUGUGGGGGGGUGUGGAUGGGGGAGUGGUAGGGGUUGGGGGGUAGUGGGGGGGGUGUUGGGGGGUUGGUUUUGUUGA